AUGACGAAGGACGUGGUGAUCGAGCACGGCGAGAGCUCCAAGGCGCCCCUGGUGCCCGCGCCGGUGGCGGCGGGCGUCAGCCGCGCCGUGUCCAUCGCCGACGUCUUCCUCAGGUUCCUUGCCAUCGUCGCCACCAUCGCCAGCGCCAUCUCCAUGGGCACCACCAACGAGACGCUCCCCUUCUUCACGCAGUUCAUCCAGUUCGAGGCCAAGUACAGCGAUCUCCCGUCCUUCACGUUCUUCGUGGCGGCGAACGCGGUGGUGUGCACGUACCUCGUGCUGUCCAUCCCUCUCUCCAUCGUGCACAUCAUCAGGCCCAGGGCGCGCUACAGCCGUCUGAUCCUCGUCUUCUUGGACGCGGCGAUGCUGGCCCUGCUGACGGCCGGCGCGUCGGCGGCGGCGGCGAUCGUGUACCUGGCGCACAAGGGCAACGUGCGCGCCAACUGGUUCGCCAUCUGCCAGCAGUUCGACUCCUUCUGCGAACGCAUCUCGGGCUCCCUCAUCGGCUCCUUCGCCGCCAUGGUCCUGCUCAUAGUCCUCAUCUUCCUAUCUGCCUUCGCGCUCGCCAGGCGCCACUGA
Miscanthus lutarioriparius is the source of this 579-nucleotide messenger RNA. NCBI's taxonomy places the organism in Eukaryota, Viridiplantae, Streptophyta, Magnoliopsida, Poales, Poaceae. The record is from the annotation of a GenBank genome assembly.